Messenger RNA from Ilex paraguariensis (yerba mate), 762 nucleotides. The record is from the annotation of a GenBank genome assembly. Lineage: Eukaryota; Viridiplantae; Streptophyta; Magnoliopsida; Aquifoliales; Aquifoliaceae.
AUGAAGGGACUGUGCAUGUCGCUUAAGACAUGGUGGGCAAACAAAGUCAUUGUGGGUUCAAAGAUUUUCGAGUUAAACGACAACGUUGCGGGUUUGUUUGUUGGACAGAGUAUUUUGGCCAAAACGGUGUCGUUGCUCUUAACGGCACGCUGUACUGUUAGACCGCCAACAGCAGAGGAGCCAAACCCUACUUUUUGGGAGGAUACAAAGGGUCUAGCUCCUCUACGCAACUCCGGCGAUCUGCACCCCUCUUCUGGUGAUUACAGGCAACUCUCAAUUGAAUUCCAUUUAGGGUUUCGUGAUUUGAUAAAGAUCGGAGGGAUGAGUUCAAGUGCGACUUCAACAAAGGGUGGGGGAGGAAAGUCGAAGGCCUCGAAGUCUGUGUCGAGGUCUCAGAAGGCUGGUCUACAGUUCCUAGUGGGUAGGAUUGCUAGGUUCUUGAAGGCUGGGAAGUAUGCCAAGUGUGUCGGUGCCGGAGCUCCAAUCUACCUCUCUGUCGUCCUUGAAUACCUAGUUGUUGAGCUGGAGGUGCAGUACUGUCAAGUUUGCAAAUCAGGGGUAGCUGUAGCUCUAUACUAUUCUGGCAGAUUGUUGCUGAGAGCUGAGCUGCGAGCAAAGGAGCAGGAGCUAAGCUAUGAGAUACAGAGCACAGUAAAGAGAAGUUCACUCUGCAGCUGGAGGAAUAGCAAGUCCAAGUUUUGGGUUCUGUUUGUAGGCAGUCUAUGGUGUGUUAGGCCAUGGGCUGUUUUUUUGGCUGGGUAG